Saccoglossus kowalevskii is the source of this 961-nucleotide messenger RNA. RefSeq names its product monoglyceride lipase-like. The record is from RefSeq and is a predicted model, not a curated record. NCBI's taxonomy places the organism in Eukaryota, Metazoa, Hemichordata, Enteropneusta, Harrimaniidae.
AUGGCUACCAGUCCACAGGGUGUGCCAUAUGAACAGCUUGCACAUUACGUGAACGCUGACGGACAGUGUAUUUUCACUCGGUGCUGGGCUCCUCCCACGGACAUAGAAAUCAGGGCACUGUGUCUGGUAUUGCACGGUGCAGCUGAGCACAGUGGUCCAUACGAUAGACUCGCUAUACCCUUGACAGGAUGUGGUGUUAUGGUAUAUGCACAUGAUCACGUCGGUCAUGGUCAGAGUCAAGGAGAUCAAAUGGAUAUAACAGAUUUCAACAUCUAUAUAAGGGAUACUUUACAGCACGUUGAUGUGAUUACAAGUAAACAUCCAAAUUUACCGAUAUUUCUCUUCGGCCAUUCUCUGGGCGGUGCAAUAGCCAUUCUAACGGCUAUGGAGAGACCGGAGCAGUUCACUGGUGUUGUAAUGACGGGGCCCGCUAUCACGGUACACAAAAAACUGACUUCUUCACUAACAAUGAAUUUACUGAGAUUUACAUCAUAUUGGUUUCCGAAACACGAACUUGACAAAAUAAACCCAGAACAUGUCAGUAGAGAUCCAAAAGAGGUCGAGCUGUACCGAACAGACCCACUGGUUUGGCACGGUGGACUAAAAGCAAGAUUCGUUGCCAAGGCGACGGCUGCCUUUCAACAAAUUCAGAAUAAUAUGUCUUCGAUUGAGUGGCCUUUCUUGAUACUACACGGGGAUGCAGACAACCUGUGUGACAUUAAUGGUUCGAAGAUGCUUGUAGAGAGAGCAAAGAGUACAGAUAAACAUUUACAGGUAUACCCUGGUCAUUAUCAUGCUUUAAUCUGUGAACCCCCAAAAGAUGCCGCCGUUGUGAUCAGAGAUAUAACAUCAUGGAUUGUAAGAAGAAUUCCCGAGAAUGCAACCAAACCAGAUGACGUACAUUACAGAGAUUAAACACGAAGCGGAGGGAAAAGUGAUGCAAUUCAUCAAAAUAUCUCGA